This is a messenger RNA of Lactuca saligna, 1011 nucleotides long. The record is from the annotation of a GenBank genome assembly. NCBI's taxonomy places the organism in Eukaryota, Viridiplantae, Streptophyta, Magnoliopsida, Asterales, Asteraceae.
AUGGCGACCAUGAUCGGCAAUCUCAGUCCCUCCGCCGGCAGAUCGCCGAUCUUCAUCGACGCACCGACAAUCCGGUCAGUUCUCCCCUACCGAUCCCUAAUUAACCACCUCCAAACAUCUCUCGCUGCUGCCUCCUCCGUAAUCCAAUCCCCGAUUCGCCAUUCGCACCAAACGUCCUCGUCAUCCACCCUCCUCCUCAUGCCCUCAUGGUCUCUCUCCUCAACGACCCUCCCUUACAUCGGCGUCAAACUCGUCACAACCCAUCCCAACAACUCCGCCCUAAACCUACCUGGAGUCCAUGCCAGUUACGUCCUCUUCAACUCUGUCACCGGCGAAACCCUAGCAUCAAUGGACGGAACCGAACUCACUCUCCGCCGUACAGCAUGUGUCUCCGCCGUCGCCUCACACUAUCUCUCCAACAAAAACUCUCGAGUUUUGCUAUCAGUCGGCGCCGGAUCGUUAGCUCCGCACUUGAUCAAAGCUCACCUAACAACGCGCCCGAGCAUCAAUCAUGUCAUGAUCUGGAACCGAACUUCACAAAAAUCAAAAAAACUGGCGGAAGAAAUCGGGAAUGAAAGCGGAAUGGAAGGCGUACGGUUUGAAGUUUGUGAAGAUAUAGCUCCGGCGGCGGCAAUGGCGGAUAUAGUGAGCUGUGCGACGAAUUCCGAGACGCCGCUGGUUUUGGGGAAGUGGUUGAAGGCGGGGGCGCAUUUGGAUCUGGUUGGGUCGUAUAAGCCGUCGAUGAUGGAAUGUGAUGAUGUAGCCGUGAAGAGAAGUAGGGUUUUUGUGGACAAUGAAGCGGCGUUGGUGGAGGCCGGAGAGUUGGUGGGGGCGUUUGAGAGAGGCGUGAUGAAGGAAGAUGAAGUUGCAGGUGAUCUGGUAGGGUUGAUCAAAGGGGAGAAGUUUGGGAGAAAAGAGGAAAACGAGAAUACUGUGUUUGUAUCAGUUGGGUCAGCCGUUGUAGAUCUGUUGAGUGCUCAAUUAGUAUACGAGACCAUAACAACCAAAUAA